AUGGCCCCCUUUACUGAUAUUCAAGGGCGUGAUUCCCUCGGCAAGGCUCUGGGAUAUGCCGAGAGGGUUCCGUGCUUGCAAUAUGAGUGCUCGAGGUGCUUGUGUUGGCCGUGUUUAGUUGCUCGGCUCUACUAUAGCAUGUGGCCUCAGAGGAGGUCUUUAUACGUUUCUGGGGGGGUUUCUAGUGAGGUGGAAGAAAUAGUCUUCGCCCUAGAAGCCUCCCAUGAGAGCAUUGUGGGCUGUCGCCUCAUCACAGCCCUCGUAGCGAGCAUAUUCGUUGUUGAAGUGGGUGACAUAGUCUCGUAG
Prunus armeniaca (apricot) is the source of this 306-nucleotide messenger RNA. Lineage: Eukaryota; Viridiplantae; Streptophyta; Magnoliopsida; Rosales; Rosaceae. The record is from the annotation of a GenBank genome assembly.